AUGGCGUCCCGAGGCGCUUCUUCAUCUGGGCGAGGGCAGCGAGUAAAAAGACAAAAACCUGACCCGCCCGGUUCUACGCUCUCCUCCCCUGACUCACUCGAGGCGUUGAGGUGUCGCUUCGGGAUAUCCGAGGCGGUGGAGUUUAUCGUUCCAGAGAAGAACGACCGAGCCGACAAGCCUCCCGAGAAUCACUUCACUCUGUACGACGCGUUCUUCGAGCUCUGCUUUCUCUGGUUCCCGAUCCCCGGAGUUAUCCUUGAAUACCUCUGGAAACAUGGGAUCUCGAUUGGGCAGAUCAUGCCGAGGGGACUGCAGCAUAUGAUCGACAUUUUAGUUCGAAGCUUUGAGUGCGGGCUCGAUAUCGAGCUGAAUCACCUGCUGAACUUGCUGGAAAUCAGGAAAGCUCCGAAGGGAGAUAGAUUUUAUAUUUCCAACAAGUCCAAUCGCCGGAUUAUAGGCGGUUUUCCAAGCAAAGAUCAGUUUUGGACUGAACGCUUCUUCUACGUUUUCUACGUCUUGGUGAACGAGGCGUCGGUCGGCGAGGAUUACGUUCAAAGAACCAAGACCACCUGGGGACCACUUGUUCAGAGUAUUCUUCCCCCGAUUCCCGACGACCUUUUUAUCGUUCGAGACUCCCUUUCGGCUCGGAACGUUAAUUGGAGGAAAAAUUUCACCCUCGAGAGAGUAGAAAAAGCGCGAGCUAUUCUUGCCGGAAGAGGCGUGAAGAGGAGGAAGCCGCGAGGCGAGCCGCCGAGCCGUGAAGAAGAUGACACGGAGGCAAACGUUGCCGAGGCGGCCGAAAAAGAACCGGGCGACAUUAUUCCCGAGGCGUCUAGAGAUGACUCGGCAGCGCGGAGUAAAACUCCUUUAAACUCCGCAAUUCUAGCUCUCCCGAAAUCAUCGAGGCCGCCAACCUCGGUUGUACAGAAGCACGACCCUAGCCGGAAACGUUCGGCUGCUGAUAAGGGAAAGGGCGUCGCCAUCCAAAAGGACGAGCCGUCCAGGAAGAAACGCAAGUCGGCUCCCGGUGAUGCCGCACGCAAACUGGUCGUCGAUGACCCUGACGUCUCGGCAGUAAUGUUCGCGCGCGUCAAUAAUGCGAACACUCGUCUUCCUCCCCCAGAGAAGCUGAGGAGGCCGAGGUCGUACGGCACGAUGGCGCAGCGUGAUAGACAAGACUUUUUAGGCGCGUUUGUAGCGGCCAUCAACGAGCUGAUGGCUGAGUACGAGGCGGACCUGUCUAAGGUCGAACGUCGCUUGGACGAGGCCCGGAAUGAGACCGCGGCGUCAAAGGUGAAGCUGGACGAGGCUCAGAACGAAGCCGCGGCGGCAAAGGGGAAACUAGACGAGGCGAUGGCCAGGGCGUCCAGGCUGGAAGAGGAGAAGAUUGUUCUGCGCACCAAUAUUGACAAGGUCUCCGCCUCGGUCAUUCGCCUUGAGGAGGCAAGGAGAGCCAAAAGCGCCGAGGUGGCGAUGCUCAAGAGGCGUAUCGAAGCCAAGGACGCCUUGUUUGACGCCAAGGUCAAGCGAGCGAAAAAGGAGCCGGGGCGAGAGCUUACGGCUAAGUUUCAAGAGCGCCUCGCCAAAAUCAAGGGCAAUCUUGCGAUGAUUGCCGACCUGAAGAAGCCGGACGCCCCAACGCUCGAUGACGAGGAGGCGAAGCUGAAGAGCUGGGAGAGCGAGUACCCUGACGAUGAGGCGUAUGAGCGCAUUGCCUCCGAGAUUCGAGGCGAGCUGGUUUUCUCUCCCGUAUCGCCGGACUCGGUAGACACCAGCAUUGGCAACGAGCCGCUCGAAGAGACAGCGGCCAACCUGGGUGUCGUUGAUCCGACCGGAUCGAACGUGGGGACACCGGCUCUCUCGAACCUCCUUGCCGAGCGCGAGACGCAGUCCGUGGCCUGA
Messenger RNA from Eutrema salsugineum, 1902 nucleotides. RefSeq lists its product as uncharacterized. Lineage: Eukaryota; Viridiplantae; Streptophyta; Magnoliopsida; Brassicales; Brassicaceae. The record is from RefSeq and is a predicted model, not a curated record. Bases 1 to 1902 code for a protein of 633 amino acids. The transcript is spliced from 6 exons.